This is a messenger RNA of Nematocida minor, 672 nucleotides long. RefSeq lists its product as uncharacterized. The transcript has a single exon. The coding region runs from base 1 to 672 and encodes 223 amino acids. The record is from RefSeq and is a predicted model, not a curated record. Lineage: Eukaryota; Fungi; Microsporidia.
AUGGUUUUAGAAAGAACAGUAGAAUCUUACGCGCCAGAAAAAACACUAAUUUCAGAAGUACUUGCUCUUUUUGGAAACGUGUACUUUCUUAUUCUAGUGACAAUUACAGGAUGCCUAAUUGUAGGGCUUAUUUUCUCUUUGCUCCACCUAAGACAAACAAAAGACAAAAUGAUCAAUGACCCAGACAGAAUAAAGUCUAAGUACCCGCUGCUAUGCCCGGAUGAAAAAAACAGAAAGAGAAAAAUAGAAAAAAUAGAAAGGGACUUCAAGAAAAACUAUGAUCAGACCAUGAGCAGCGCGAAAUUAGCAUGCAUUAUCAUCUUAAUUCUUCUAAUAAUGUCUUUUGUGUGCUUAGGCGCUGCUUUUAUAUGCCUUAGAGAAAAAAAGGGCAGCUUUGUGGUGUACCGAAUUGCAGACGAGGCGCAGACAAGAGUUAAAAAAAGUGUAGAAUCAACAGACUUUGGCUCGGUGCCCAUUGGAAGCUACAUCAAAGGAACAACAAACUGCAUACUGACAGAAAAAUCAGUCAUCUGUCUUUUUAAAAGCGAGCCAGGAAAGACAAUAACAAUCCCAGCAUACUUCCCGGUGCUGCAGCAGAUUGAAAAAACAAUUACCGAUCCAGAAAUCAUUAAAAAGAUCAGAAGCCAUCCAAACUAUUUGUCGCUGAACUAG